Brassica rapa (field mustard) is the source of this 378-nucleotide messenger RNA. RefSeq names its product inner centromere protein A-like. Lineage: Eukaryota; Viridiplantae; Streptophyta; Magnoliopsida; Brassicales; Brassicaceae. The record is from RefSeq and is a predicted model, not a curated record.
AUGGCUGCAAGGAGACCAAUAAUUAGGCGUAUGGAGGAUGAACCUGGAAAAGGUGAGAAAGUUGUGGAAGAAGAGAAACAAAAGAAAGAGGCUGUGGAAACAGAGGAAAAAAGCAGGGAGAAAGUUGCGGAUGAAGAGAAAAAAAAGGAAGAGGUUGUGAAGGAACAUGCUGAGGAAGUUGUUGAGGAAUACAGUGAGGAAGAAAAGCAAAGGUGGAUCAUGGUCGUUUACAAGGAAGCACCGAGUCCUUGGAUCAUGUAUAGGUGCAAGGAGAAUGUCGUUGUUGCUGCACCUAAGAAGAGUGGCAGACCAAAGAGGAAAUCACAGUGGGUGCAGACUCCUUUCACGGAGGGGAAGAAGCGUAAAACAAAGCCUUAG